Molecule: messenger RNA, 11568 nt
Organism: Larimichthys crocea (large yellow croaker)
Lineage: Eukaryota; Metazoa; Chordata; Actinopteri; Sciaenidae
Gene: tnrc6c2
Product: trinucleotide repeat containing adaptor 6C2
Exons: 23
Coding region: 613-6462 (1949 amino acids)
Biological process (GO): positive regulation of nuclear-transcribed mRNA poly(A) tail shortening; miRNA-mediated post-transcriptional gene silencing
Cellular component (GO): nucleoplasm; P-body
Molecular function (GO): protein binding; RNA binding
Source: RefSeq, a predicted model, not a curated record
GGCGACUUAAAGAAACAAACAAACACGGAGACAAACGAACAGAGAGAGAAAUAAUUAUUUUGCACUUUAAAACAAGUUGGCUGGUGAUUAUUAUUUUUUUUAUUUUUAACGAAAACUGCCUGGUUUGUUUGGAAAACGUCCCAACGGUCGACGACUUCUCCUCCCGCCAACCCGGAGCUGCCGUUAGCUCAGAAACAGCUCGGUGAUUUUAUUUUUAUUUUUCGGUUGUUUUUGUUGUUGGUGCUUCGUCCCUCCUCCCCGCCCCCUCCUCCGUUAUUAUUAUUGUUAUUACAUCGUGACGUUUUGUCGGCUUGUGUAAUUUCACGACAUAUUUUAAUGUUUUUGAGCUGAACGCGGACAUCACCGUACAUCCCGGCGGCUGUCGCCGUUGUUUACCUCGGUAUCUGCUCGGCUUGGCUGAGUCUCUGCCCCCAGCAUCAUCUCUCUUUUUACGGGUAACUUCAGGAGGAGACCUCGGAGAAUGCUUUUCCUCUGCGUGUGUUUUUUAGUUUCUCCUGCCAUGCACCGACUCUUCACUGAAAGCUGCCAAAGCUGCUGCGCGUAGGAACGGAAGCUGAGAGACGCUCGCAACAGAGGAAAGAGAACCAUUUGAUGGAAGAAAAGAGAAAGAAAAAACAAGAAGAAAAGACCAAGACGGACGUCGCUCAGAAAAAGGCUGCUGAUCAGAAACCCAAAGUGCCAGAGCCUGCUCCCACUAAGCCCAGUCUCGGCCCGCCACCCCACCACCUCCACCCCGCCAGCCCUACGCUGCCCCUGUCCUCCUCCUCCUCUUCCUCCCCCUCUUCUUCUUCUGGCAAUGGCAAGCGCGCCUCCUCCAGUAGCCAGCUCCCGACUCAGACUCCCCCCCAGCAGCAGCAGUGCCAGUUGUCCUCUGCCAGUGCUCGCUACCCACCCAGAGAGGUGCCCCCGCGCUUCCGCCAGCAGGAGCACAAGCAGCUACUGAAGAGAGGCCAGCCACUGCCCGCAGGAACCCUCAGCACUCUCACCCUCUCCUCCUCCUCCUCCUCCUCUUCCUCCUAUUCGCCCUCAUCAUCUUAUUCUUCUUCUACGACUACCAGCAGCACUACUCCAAACUCUGCCACGUCCACUGCAGGCAAACGCCACACAGACAUAUCCCUCCAGAGUGGCUCUGUCGCCCAGUAUGAGACCUCUCAUUGGGGAACCUCUUUGCCAGUCGACAGCCCCUCCAGUGCCAACAGCUGGGACAAAGUGAUUAUUGACAGAAGUGACACAGAAGCUUGGCCCUCCAUCAGCCGCAGUAGUGACCCCAGCCACCCUGCAGCACCAGAAUGCCCCUUGGGCUCAGCUAGCUCUAACCAAGACACCAGUGCCGUCACUACCACCAGUAGUAGUAGUUUUCUGAGUAUGGCCACAGGUGCCGCAGGCCAGCCGGCCCACUACACCUCUCUCAAAGCUAACAAUAACAUGAUGACGGGACCUGGGUCAGCCAACACAUUAGCUGGAAAUAGAGGCUGGGGCUCAGAUGGGAAACAAGAUGGUAUGAACGGCGGCCGUAUAGGAGCGCCCAAUAAUUGGGGCUCUCCCAAUUUUAAUUUGAACCUCAAUCCCAAUGCCAACCCAUCAGCCUGGCCUGUUCUGGGCCAUGAGGGUGGUGGAGGUGGUGGUAUUGGCCCCAAUGGGGUGUCAAACUCCCCAUCCCUCCCACCAGGUAUUAAUGGCAAUGGAAACAUGGGAAACGGGGGCCUGGGAGGUGCAGAUAAUGGUGGGGGAGGUUGGGUUGGCAUGAUAAGUGCUAACGAAAAUGAUAAACAGCACCCUUCAACCAACACAAGCUUGUCCUUCAACAUGGAACCUGCUAACCUUAACACUGAUAGACCAAACCACACUAAGCAACAGCAGCAAGCUCAGGAGCCUAUGAGCCCCAUCCACGGGUUAACUGGCUGGGGAGGCCAGUCACCCACUGAAUCAUCCCAGCUCAAUGGGGACACAACAGGCAGCUCUGUAUGGGGAAGUGGAGAAACCAAGGCAGCUGACUCUCCCAAGGACUCAGGCUGGGACUCAACUCCCUCUGGAGGCCUGUCUGCCUGGGGCCGCCAAGGCAGUGGUGGUGGGAGUAGUGGAAGUGGCGGCUGGGGCGACUGGGGCAAAUCCUCUGGUGGCGGAGAUGCAUCUAAAGGCUGGGACUCAGUAGAUGCUGGUAGUUCUGGUCCAGGUCAAGAGCAGCAACAUAGCUCAUGGGGCCAGCAGUCUGGAACAGCCCCAGCAAGCGAAGGUAGCGGGGACAGCAGUGAAGGUCGAUCCCACCACAGAGACAGGUCCUCCAGCAUGGACUUUACCCCUAUGCUACCACGGCAGGACCUGGAUCCCAGGGUGCUGAGCAACACGGGUUGGGGACAGACCCCCAUCCGACAGCACACUGUAUGGGAGAUGGAAGAAGCCAAUUCUGAUGAUGGGAAGAGCAGCAGCAGCUCCGACACCUUAGGAGGCUCCAGCACUAGUAGUGGAUCUUCAUCCACCAAUGGUGGAACCAUCAACCCCAACACUGGCCCGAGUCAGAGGCCUGGGUCUGGAGGGAAAAAUGACAGUGAAGGAUUAUCAUCCUCUGGCUGGGGAGCCCCUCCACCUCAGCCAAUCCAGACUGGAUCAGGAUGGCGGGACCCCCCACAGUCACACAGCAAAGCCCAGAAUGGCACUACCAGUGGCUGGGGAGACCCUAUGCCUACCAGUGGUCCUAGAAAUGGAGGCACACAAUCCUGGGGUUCUGAGGACAAGGCACCCGGCUGGGAUGAUGGCAUGACGAAAAGUCAGCCUACUAACUGGGGAGAGGGCCCCAAAAGCUCCCAUGGUUGGGGCAACAAUAAUGGUGGCUCCAAUGGCCCCAGCACAGGAGAGUGGGGAGAGGCAGAGGUCAAGAACAAUGGAUCCUCCAGCAGCAUGUGGGAAGGAGAAGGAGGAAAUGGAGGAAAUGGUGGAAAUGGUGGAUGGAAGGAAAGUCCCAGAGGUGGAAAUAGAGGAGGAAGCUGGAGUAAGCCUGCUCCUACUGUGAAUAAUAGCAGUUGGGGGGAGACCCCACAUACCAAUGGCCCAGCACAGGGAGGCUGGGGAUCUUCCAAGCCCCAGGAAAGCAGCAGCAGCAGCAGCAGCGGCGGCAGCGGAGGAGGUGGUGGUAGCAUUGGGUCAUGGGGUGGUCCAGGUUCUGUGAAGCAGAACGCAUCUAGCUGGGGCAAUAGCAACAGCAAACAGGACCAGGGCAUGGAGCCCACAGGCUGGGAAGAGCCCUCCCCUCCCUCCAUCCGCAGGAAGAUGGAGAUCGAUGACGGAACGUCCACCUGGGGCGAUCCCACCGCCUAUAACAAGACGGUCAACAUGUGGGAUCGCAACAAUCCCAACGGUAACCCGGGCAACAGCGGCCCACCUCCCAGUAAGAACGGUGGAGUGAUCAUCCCCAACAAUAACAACAACAAUCACCCCGCCGGCCCUGGCAACAACAACAAUCACCAUCAUGCUCACCACAUGCACCACCAUCCUCAUCACAGCCAACCCCCAGCUCACCUGCAACACCACGGAAACAACAAUGGGUCACCCAACAAUGGUGCCUCACAUCCAGGCGCAGGCCCCCAGGGUAGACCUCCCCACGCCAACCCAGGAUGGGGAGAGCUUCCCACCAUUCAACCCAAGUCGGAGCCUGCUUGGGGAGAGCCGGCAGCUCCGACAUCAGCCGUUGACAACGGCACCUCCGCCUGGGGAAAGCCCUCAGGUGGAGUGGGAGGAUGGGGAGACGGUGGCCACGAGCCCUCUGGACCCUACGGCAGGGCCAAUGGACCCCCUGGGUCUGCCCCCUGCAAGCCAGGCCCCAAACCUAUGCAAGAUAGCUGGGGAAAUGGAGGAGAGGACAUGGGCAUGUCUACAGGCCAAUGGGACACAGAGGAUGGGGACAUGUGGAACAGCCCCACCUCCCAGGAGAGCAGCUCCUCCUGCAACUCCUGGGGCAAUGGACCCAAGAAGGGCCCAAGCAAGGGGAAGAUUGGCAACAAGCCAGAUGAAGCGUGGAUCAUGAACCGUCUCAUCAAACAGCUCACUGACAUGGGCUUUCCGAGAGACCCUGCUGAGGAGGCUCUGAAGAGCAACAACAUGAACCUUGACCAGGCCAUGAGCGCCCUGUUGGAGAAGAAGACGGACCUGGACAAGCGGGGCAUGGGCAUGUCCGAUUACAGCAACGGCAUGAACAAGCCCAUGGUGUGUCGGCCCUCUGCACUCUCCAAAGACCCCUCUGACCGCAACACUUUUCUCGACAAGGAUGGUGUUCUGUCGGAUGACGCCCCCCCAUCACCGUUUCUGCCUUCCCCCAGCCUGAAGCUCCCCCUGGCCAACAGUAGCCUUCCUGGGCAGGGUCUGGGACAGGGCAACCCGGGGCUGGCCAUGCAAAACUUGAACAACAGACAGCAGAUACCCAGUGGAAUGUUUGGCAGUAGUGGAGCAGCACAAACCCGGGCCAUGCAGCAGCAGCAGCAGCAGCCUCCUCAGCCACCAGUGCCACCUCUCAGCUCCUCCCAGCCUAGUCUACGUGCUCAAGUGCCUCAGUUUCUCUCCCCUCAGGUCCAAGCACAGCUCUUGCAGUUUGCAGCAAAAAACAUUGGUCUGAAUCCUGCACUUUUAACCUCACCAAUAAACCCUCAACAAAUGACUCUCUUGUACCAACUUCAGCAACUGCAAAUGGCGUACCAGCGUUUACAAAUCCAGCAGCAGAUGAUGCAGGCGCAACGCAAUGUUUCCGGCCCCAUUAGACAACAAGAGCAGCAAGUUGCACGUACAAUCACCAACAUGCAGCAGCAGAUCCAGCAGCACCAGCGUCAGCUGUACCAGGCGCUGCUGAUGAAGCAGCAGCAACUUCCCUCUCAUUCCUCCUCCUCUUCCUCCUCUGCUGGUCUGCAUCCUCCCAGUGGCCCCGCCGGAGGCCCUGGCUCUGGCAAAUCAACCCUGGACCCCUUCACAGGCCCACACCAGGCUCCGGGCCUCACCGACACACUGCACACCAAAGAGCCGCCGUCUUCGCCCAACGCCUACAGCACCUACCCUCUCUCUGGACUGAAUCCAAACAUGAAUGUAAACUGCAUGGAGGUUGGGGGUCUGUCCCUGAAGGAGCCCCCUCAGCCCCAAUCCCGCCUGUCCCAGUGGACACACUCCAACUCCAUGGACAGCCUCUCCGGCAACUCCUCAAACAUGGAGAACAACCUCAGUAAGCACGGUGCCAUAUCUGCUGCCUCUUCCCUGGGCCCCCCCGGGAAGCCCCCUCAGCUGGAGGACUCAUACAGCCCUUACAAUCUAAUGUCCAGCUCCGAGUCCCCCACCAGCCCCCUGGUGCCACCGGACAGCUGGGGCCAAGGCAAGAGCCCCAAUGAGAAGAUCUCCAAUGGGACCAACAUUAACUGGCCCCCAGAGUUCUGCCCCGGUGUGCCGUGGAAGGGCCUUCAGAACAUCGACCCCGAGAAUGACCCCAACAUGACCCCUGGCAGCGUCCCCAGCGGUCCCACCAUCAACACCAACAUCCACGACGUCAAUCGAUACCUCCUGCGGGACAGGAACGGAGCCUCCUCCCCGCCUCCUCCACCUCAGAAUGGCUCUCUGCCUGCAGCCGGCAGUGACUGGCCAGUCUACUCUAACUCUUUCAGUCUGUCGUCCUCUGACGGAGACAGCUCAGGUAAACUGUCUGACAUGAAGUCCACCUGGUCCCCGGGGCCCAUCUCCCAGAGCCAAGCCUCUCUGUCCCAUGAGUUGUGGAAGGUCCCUCAGGGGCCACGCAGCACCACGGCCCCAUCCCGGCCCCCGCCGGGCCUCACCAACAACAAGCCCUCCUCCACCUGGGGCGGCAACUCGCUGGGCCUGGCCCAAGGUUGGAGCGGCUCGUACUCCUCUGAGGGAACCACCUGGAGUACUGAAAGCUCCAACAGGACCAGCAGCUGGCUGGUGCUGAGGAAUCUAACCCCACAAAUUGAUGGUUCGACUCUGCGGACUCUGUGCAUGCAGCACGGCCCCCUGAUCACAUUCCACCUUAACCUGACCCAGGGGAACGCUGUCGUGCGCUACAGCUCCAAGGACGAGGCCGCCAAGGCCCAGAAGUCUCUGCACAUGUGUGUGCUCGGAAACACCACCAUCCUGGCGGAGUUCGCCGGCGAGGAGGAGGUGAACCGCUUCUUUGCACAAGGCCAGUCGCUGGGGGCGAACACCACCAGCUGGCAGGCCAACCCGGGAACCAAUCAAAACCGGAUGGGGGCAGCGCAGUCCCACGCUAUCGGCCAGUGGAGCAACAGUGGCGGAGGUGGAGGAGGCAAGGCCAGUGGAGGCGACCUGCUGUGGGGCGGCGUGCCUCAGUACUCCAGCCUGUGGGGGCCGCCGAGCGGAGAGGACGCCCGCGUGAUCGGGAGCCCCACCCCCAUCAACACCCUGCUGCCUGGAGAUCUGCUGAGCGGGGAGUCCAUGUAGGGUGACGAUGCCACGAUACACUAACCAACAACCAACCAACCAAACCACCGCCACCGUCAUGUAAGCCAUCGGUGGAAGGUGGGAGGGAAAAUACAAAACAAACCAACAUGAACAAAACCCAAGCAAAUCAUGUGGCGAUAAUCAGUAUCAAUGAAACUGAACUGUGAAGUGUGAAUCAGAAGGCCGGAGUCCGAACAGACUGCAGACUCCUCCUCCUGCUUCACGUCAGUCCUCUUUGUUUGUCGUUUACCUUCGGAAGAAAAAAAAAGUUGUUUUUUUUUCUCCUUUAAGUAUUUUUGAUGCAUCAUAUGAAAACAAACUCAACACAAAGAAACCUUUGAAGUGUUUUUUAGUUUUUCCAUAAGUAUACACGACAUUCUGCGUGAAGUGUUUUUAGGAGAAGCAAUCAAAGCUGCCAUCUGAGACUUUCCUUUUCCCUCCAAAAAAAAAAAAAAACGAAGAAACAAAUCAUCCCAAAAUGAGACUGAAACCAUUCCCAGCAUGUCCAUGGCCAAUGAUGUGGUUCAAAGACCUUUUACUAGUUAUGUUAACGUUCGUUUCUCAGCACUAAUAUUAGCCUUAAGUGCUCUCUGGCCCAGGUCCUUCCCAAGCCGCCUUUAUUUCUUUAUUUAGUUUGUUUUGUAAGUGAAGAAAUAGCUGAAAUCUUGCACAGUUUCACCCUCUGAGCCAGCAAAGUGGUUCCAGGACAUGACUGGUGACCAGUGAGAAGGCCUGGCCACGUGACUGGCCCUACCAAUCAUCAUCAGCUUAAUUCUUUUCAAUUAGUCUUCUCAAAGGGAGCGACACAGCUGUUCAAUGUUCUUUCUUUGUUUGUAGGUCUAAACCCGAGCGUGUUUUUUUUAAUAUAUGUAUCACAACAUAUAAGCUGAGAGAAGAUUAUCUGUCGACCUCGCUGCGUGUCUCCGUGUACGUCACGACGGCACCUAAUCAUUGACGUCUGCAAAGCCCAGAUCCUUCUGGUCACCUCUCGUGUUGGGAGCCAGCCAGGAGCUCGCUGGUGCUUUGUCGAGUUUUUCUAUUGUCCGAUUUGUUCUGAAGCCCAGCGGUCUGUACGGUCAGCCAGUUCUCGGAGGAAAUACAAACACAAUUUCACUUUCAUUGUGCAAUAUACACAUAGACCUUUCUUCUUCCGUUCACACUCUGUCCACCGGAGCUGGUUUCUCUUUAUUUUUCUUGUUUUUGUGUUUUUUAUUUUUAUUUUUAUUGUUGCCGUUGCAGCAAAAGAACUUUUGGAACUUCACAAACUUUACCGCCCCUUCUCAAAACUUGGAUUCCCCCCAGGCCGCCGAUUCCCCGCUGAAACUGUUGGGAAAAAACUCUGCAAAGAGGAAGAAGCAGCUGUCGAACUGUGCAUGCAGCAAACUGUACUGGAUUGACACUGGGUACACAAUAAUGCACACUUCCUCUCUGCACGCCACAGCCACACCCAACAGAGACUGAAUCCACGGCGGGGCUCGGAUCGGUCCUGGGCAUCUGGCACAAUACCAAAUAAGAGGGGUUCCUCCUAAUGCAGUAGACCUACGAGUGUUCCUUGCGUUUGGUACUGUACAAACAGAAAAAGGACUUUUAUAAAUUCAAAGGGUUUUAUCAUAGCACUUAUGAAGAGCAAAUCGCUUCAACUGCAAUCCAAUAAAUCAGAAGAAGGAGCAGCGACAACACGAAAGCGCCUGCUCUUUAUGUACUAUAUCUAUUCCUUGGAGACGUGUGGCGUCGCUCCUCUGGUAGCACCAUGAAGGGAAACUAAACUGAAAUGUUGAACUUGGACAGAAACUGGUUUUAGUUUUCUUUCUUUGAAAGUGAAUAUCACUGUUACUCCAAAUGUUUCGCCUUGUUCCGUUCGGAGGGCGCGUCGGCUGUCUCUGACGGGGGGCGAGGAGGGAGGGCGAGCGAGCGUCCACCGAGUGCCUCUCUGCUGUGGUCCUCCGGGUGUGAACCCCACAGCGCAGCACUUCCUCCUUGGGCUCCACUCGACCCUCCCCUCGAGUCCCCGCAAGAAAGAAAAAAAAAAAGCAGCUCCUCCUCCUCCAAGACCGGCCAAUCACGGCUCUCUCUCUCUCUCCGCCACACGCGGCAUCUCCAACAAGACGUGGAGGUGAGGCGGGUGAGGCUCUCCUCCCCCUCUCCUCCAUCUCUCAGUUCUUUGACACAAAGAUCACUUUAGCUGGAAGAUGUAAUAGUCAUAUUUCUGGAAUUUUAUCGCCAGUGUACUUUUUAUUUUUUGUGUUCUGAUGUUGUGUUUUUGUCGACGUGCAGUCGUCGUGCGGUCUACGAGAUAACUGGCUGCUGAACUUUUAGCCCUUCACUGUUCAUAUGCAGAAACACUUUGGUCAGAGGUGCCUCUGUAUGUUCAUCCUGUGUAUUGAAUGCAAAACGAGGAUCAAUACUACAGAGCGUUAUUGAUUGUCUAUUUGUUUUGAACUGAUCAUGACUUUGUGUUGACAGUAUUCUGUAGUACUUCCAGGUUAGUAUCUUUAGACGUGUAAAAAACAAAAAAACUAAAAAAAAAAACUAGAGUGUCUCAGACGGGUGGGGGUUCGUGGGUGUUUGUCGCUCCAAGCUGCUCCACCUGCCCGCAGGCUGUCCCCCCCUUCGCCCUUUGCCUAGCUGCUAACGCUAUGACCUCGUCGCCUCCUCCACCCGCCUCAACCAGACCCAGUAGCCCCUCCUCCUCCUCCAACAGGCACCAACGGGCCCUCCUAUCUGUUUCUAUGCAAAAGACUAGAGGCCGGGGCCCUUCACAGCACGCCAACCCGACCUGGGAACGAGCACUCCUCCCAGACUUUUGGCAACACUCGUCCCCCUUCCUCCCCCUCGCCGCCGUUUCUGUUAAGCCACCAGAGCACUGUCGUCCACUAAAGUCCAAACACUUUAUCCGAGGCGGGCCUUUCUCUCUGCGCUGAAGACACUUCUUUCUGUCCAGCUUGAUCUCAGGGUUGGGGAGUUGAUGAUACCAAGUACGAGCUGCAGCUCUCCGUGUCUGUCCUUUAAACUGUGAGAGCGAAAGUCUUAAAUUUAAACCUCACGCCUGCAGCUUAAUCCUAAUUGGACGGAAAAAGAAUCUUUUCGUCACCGUUUCGAGGCCCUUUUGUUUCCCCGUGCAUGUUAAGAGACGCCAACGUCAUGUGCCAAUAUAAAUUAGCCGUGUCAUACUGUAUCUUUAUAGAGAGCACCGUGUUCCCGGUGUGGAGGAGCUCUGAUAACCUUUGCAGAGGGUUCAGCGGGGGGACAGGAAGGGAUCAAACACACGGGCGGCAGCAUCACACCCUCAGACCGCUGAGUGUUUUUAUGAUUUGAAUGCUUUUGUGGGGGACGCCCCACUGUAAGGAGGAAAUCUUUACUCAGUUUGGGGGGUUCCAGUUUGCUACAGUGCACAGUCGAUGAUGAUGAUGGGUAAUCCCGGGUACAUAUUUUUUUAAAACCAAAAAUGAAAAAUCGCAUUUUAACGUCAUUUUUAUGAAGUUUGACAUAAAAAUCUUAAAAAAUGUUCAAAAAAUCUAAAUGAAAAAAAAAAAAAAAAAGAUCUAUAAUAUGUUAAAGCUCUGCACUUCUUAGCUGAAACGUCUCCACGGUCAUCAGCCUCCACGUGCCCCAACAUCUGACGGGGGCGGACUGGUGGCCGGGGUGCCUUUUUUUUGGUGGAUGCUGUAUUUAUGUCGUUUUUAAUGUUUGUGUUUUCCCGCUCAAAGCGGGCCCACUGAACUGAACUGAACUGAACUGUACAUUUCCACAGACCCAGAUGGCUUGGGCCCACUGUAUCAGCCUCACUUUUACCCCUCGGGUACAGCCCGAGGGAGCGAGGAGGGGGCCACAUUUCAAGAGGUACAAAGUCUUAAAAAAAACAAAAAUGUUUUAAAGUAAAAAAAACAUAAAAAUUACUAAAAAAAAACAACAAAAAUAAAGAAGAAAACGGGAAAAGGCUACCUUUCAGGACUCCUGCAGUCCUGCAGCACACAAGCAAAAAUCACUAUUGCCUGUUUCUGUAACUGCCUUUUGAUCCAAGCUCAGACAGACCCAACAGCCGAGGACCUCCCAGCAUCCUGUACUAACUGGAGAACCCUGACAGUGAAGGGGGUUUCCCCAUGCUGCACCAGCACCGAGAGGCUCUCCUCUCUACAGCUCUGUUCUAGAUAACAGUAUAUAUGUAUACUGUGAGUAUGGUGUGUGGUAUCACCUCUUCAGACUUCUUGGAUCGUAACCUCUGAAACUUUUUCGUUUUGAUUUAAUACGACUGAAAAAUGAGCAAUAUGUAUUUUCCCCGCAAAUAAAGUGACGACGAAGGAAAGAAUUCGUGUCGGGCGGUAAAAACUGAUACUUGAUCGAUUUUUUGAAAGCGGCGUUGUUGGAGUUGGAGAUAUGCACGUUCUGGUUUUCGCCGACACGUUAACAGUACUUUGAAGUGCUUGUACUGCACACACACACAUAACACGCACGUGUGUGUGUGUGUGUGUGUGUUUUUGUAUUUGUUAAUUAGCCGGUCUAAAAGCCCAACCCAACCAGAAAAAUCACAAACAUAUCAAGACAAAAAAAAAAACGAAAUAUUGAACUCAAAUACUUGAAUCAUGGAGCGCCAAUAACGUAAUGUGAAGUCAGUAAUUUUUGUUUUGUCGUUCUCCGUCUGACAGGUACACUUUUAGAGGAUUAUUAAAAAUGUUAUCGAAUCUGAAAUCUUUGGAGAAAAAAUGCAAAAGUCAUCAUCGACGUGUGCUUGAACGUCAGAUGUUUGGAUGAAUGUGUGAAACUGUGUGUUAGCGGGCACACGGCCGCCUGCUGUUUCUGUUCCACUCAGUAUGUUUUGUGUUUUUAUUUUGUCAAAAAGCGAUUCUGAUGAUAGACGUUGUUGUUAUCUUCUAACGUUGCACUGAGUGUCUUCGACCCCUCGCUCAGCUAAUCGUAGAUGAAACGAGUCUAAAGUACGGGAGGGGGAGAUGGUGACAAUUCACGUGUACAUGUUUACUCAAGGACUUUUUUUUGUUUCAUUCUAUCUGUACAAAGUUUAUCUACCUUAUAGUGGCUUUUAUUGUGGAAUAAUCCCGUACGAGGGUUAUCAUUGAGUAUUGCACCAUUUUGUUCCGAUUAUACAAAAAA